Messenger RNA from Colius striatus (speckled mousebird), 3853 nucleotides. RefSeq names its product proline rich 15 (gene PRR15). Bases 138 to 506 code for a protein of 122 amino acids. NCBI's taxonomy places the organism in Eukaryota, Metazoa, Chordata, Aves, Coliiformes, Coliidae. The transcript is spliced from 2 exons. The record is from RefSeq and is a predicted model, not a curated record.
GGAAGGCGGAGCGGCCGCUCUUCCCCGUGGGAGGAGGAGAGCGAUCCCGCGGCGGUCGCAGGUCAGUGUCGCCGCCCGUACCUGUUGCGCCAGUAGCCGGCGGGGGCCGUCACAGGAAAACCCAGGAGGAGCCCGAGAUGGCGGACAGCACCGCGGCCACCGCCGCCCCCCGCGCCGGCGUGAAGGGCGGCUCGACUGGGCCCUGGUGGAAGUCGCUGACCAGCAAGAAGAAGCUCAAGGAAGCGGCGGGCGCCCCGUCGCCCCCCGCCGCCGCCAACGAGACCCCCGCCGCCACCGCCGCGUCCGGCGGCCGGGAGGAGCAGCAGCCCCCCUUCGUCAGCGGCGAGGCCGCGGCGCCGGGCGGCGGCAACCGCCGAAGCCUCCACGUCUCCCACUCGGGCCGCUUCAAGGAGCGCCGGAAGGUGCGCACCUCGCUGCUGGCCGACAGUCCCGAGGUCUUCGACGGCGGCGGCGCCGCGGGCCGUGAGGCUCAAGGGGGCGAGUAGCUCAGUAGGGCUUCGGCCCCGGAGCCGCGGCCCUGUGAAGAGCCGCCACUGGACGGGUGGCCGGAGCGCCAACGGGACAGGUGGCUGGAGCUUGUUGACACCCCACGGCUGGGGCUAGGCUCACCUGGCCCCUUGUGCAUCAUGGAGGUGCGUGGCAGCAGCCUCCUCAGCCCCAAACGGACACUGCGAGGAGCCCAGCACCUCCACCAGGUGACGAGCACCGCCAAGACCAAACCCCGAGAUCAUGGGACAAUGUGAUUGUCUUAACAAAGCAACACCAAUAAACUCCCCACUUCCUGUACUAUGGCAUGUGGACUCAAAGGUGCUAUCCCAGGGCCGACGCUGGGGUCUCUCUUUACCUCAGAAGUCACCCAGGCGCCGACUUCUCAGGCCUGUGACCCAGCUCCUCUCGGCUCUCUAGCCAAGGAGGCUCUUUGCUGUUCUCAUUUCACACACUGCCUUAUCAAAGGAAGGGGAGAAUGAAGUGCUCUUACCUAAUUUUCAGGGCCAAGGACCUUCAGCGGCACUGUAUGUGCUCGUGUCCCACCGUUAGCAGAAACUUCGUGAACCCAUCCUCCUUCCCCUAUCCUCCUUCCCCUGAGGGGCUCAAAAUAAAGGUGUAUGGUGAGGGGCAGGCGCUUGCUUUUUUGUCCUUGCCCCACAUCACAUUUAAAUAGGCGAAAGGCAGGACUGUGCGGGUUUGCUCUCUCUUUGUGCUUUGCAAUGACAAGGAGAUGUUUCAGAGGCCAGUCUCCACAAUUCUGGUACAGAGGGAGACUGGCUGCUGUCUACAGCCAUUUGUCCUGCAUGCCCAGAGAACACAUGAUUUUUGCAUAAUUGAUGAUAACUGGUAUAAUGAUGCUCUGGUGAACAAACUGUGUGAUAAAAUGUAAAUACUCUUGGGAGACCAGACCAUCCCUGGAGAGCACAGGUGGUGCUAGUGUGGAAAUGGGCUUGGGCACCACUGGAAUAUUCUUUACUGUUUACUGUGUUUGAGGCUUAUGAAGCAAGGUUAAAGAUUCCCAGGAUUUCUUUUGGUAGCAAGAUAAUGUGCUUUAACUCAGACAGCUAUCUGCUGCCUCUGACACCUCCUGGAUUUUUGGACAAAGUGAAUUGUAAGCCAGAUUUGUACUGGUGGUGUGCCUUACAGAGCAAACUCAGCUAAAAACACUCACCAAUUAACACAUUUCUUAAUAGUAGGUGAUGUAGCGGCAACUGAUUUAUUUAUUUUAAAUGCACUUGCGAUAUACUUUGUAUUGUUAAAAUGGUUUUAGACUUUUUCUGAACGUGAGAUAAGAUAUUACAUAGUGGCAGGGACGGAAAAUUAUUUCUUAGCAGUCAAGUAUUACACAUUUAUGAUUUUAUUUGGCUGUAACUAAUCAUUUAUGGUUGAAUUAAAAAGUGACCUGAAAGGAAAAAAGAGCUGACAUAUGAGUUCAAGGUGAAAAUACGAUUAAACCAGUCACUGAUAGUCACUGAAGUGAUGCAGCAGAUUCUGGCCAAGUGUCCCAUGGUUCAAUGUUUGUAAUGAUAUAUAAUGAACUUUGAGAGCUUCUGUGCAAUAGACAGCCUAUCUGGCUUAGGUACUUACUGGUCCUUCAUGCAGCUACUCCUUCAGACUUGUAAACCCAAGGACAAAGGGAUUGUAGCAUCAAAUCUAUGACCAUAAAAGCUCUUGUUGCACCCAAUGUGCAGAUGUAUGCUUCUCUUAUUUCAUUUAGUAAAACUGCGAGGUACUCACUGGUUUUUGGACUGCCGUUUUAUGUUCUUGACUACAUGCUUACCAAGCAAAGAGCUCUUAAAACUUUCUCCUUGGAGAUGCUUUUAUUAUGUAGAGCCUUUUCAGUUAAGGGGAAUCUGAAAUCGUUCUGUUGAGAAGCAGCAAUUGGAGCAAACCCAGCCUCAGAUGAAAGAGUGUGAGAAAGAAAGAGGGAAGUUUAAAAGCUGGGAAUGGAGAAAUGGAUGAAGAAGAACUGUACCUCAGCUACAGUUAGCCCAGGGCCAGGGGGAAAGGGGUGGCUUUGCUGCUAGGGUUGUUGUACUACCUUUGGAAGGUGACAUUUGUAUUUAUUACAGGGGAAAAAAAAUCAAACCACAUUUAUGUAUUCUAGGGCCCAAAGAACCAUUUUUGUCUGCAUUUGUCCAAAAUGGAAACACAGCUAAGCAGAUACUGCAUUGGUGCGUUUCUUAGUUGUGCAUCUGGUUUAGCACAACUUCAGCGAGGGUCAGAUCCUCAGAGCCACCCAGAGGCCCAAGUAUGCAGACUAGUGUUUUAUACAUCAGAUGCUAGUAUUUUAUACAUCUCAUGCAGAUGCUUUUCUGCAUUUUUAAUCCUCACACUGUUUUGAAAAUACACAUGCCUCUCCUGUACCUCUGAGCUACCUCUUUCUGCCUAUGGUGAACUUCUGUUUGCUCUUUGGAAAUGUCUCAGGUUUAUUAGUUGCAAGUCUUUACCUAGGCACAAGAUAUCUACCAAUUCAGGUUUUGUUUGAGAAGAAGUCUGAUAAUGCUGUUCAGAUGACUGCUGUUAAGAUUCAAUAUCAGUGCUGUUUAAUAUGUGACUAAAUAUUAGUCAUGUCAUAAUCCCUGUGUAUGGUACUUUCAGCUGGGAAAUUUGAUCAGAAUACAAAGUCAAUAAAUGCACAUAAAAUGAGUCGCUUGCAGCCGUCCUCCAUCUUUAUCCUGACCUUGAGCUGUAGGAAGGAGACGUAAUUCUAUCUUCCUGCUCAGUCAAAUCCUUGCUUCAAUGAAUUUGAUAGCAGCUACUGAAAAACUAGAUCCAUGAGAAAACGGGCUGGCUGCCUCAUCUCGUUUUCCCCGCCCUCAGUGCAAAGGCUAUGCAGCAGUGUCUUCAGCUUAGUGCUGACCCGUGUUCCACAGCAAGGAAUGAGAAGCCUUGUUGCCUGUAACCAACUCGUACAGCAAUAGCCGUCUUGUUUCUCAGUCUGAGCAUCAGAUGAAGCUUUAAGUAAUCUAUACACUUGUAAAUUAAUUAAGCUGAUACAGACAAAGACAUGGAGCAUCCAAUUUUUUUUUUAAGCUUUGCAACUUUUGUACUGGAAAAAUACAUCUUCAGUUAUAAAAAUAGUGUCUUUCUGUGCGUUCAAUUAUUAAAAGGCUGUUGGCAUUCUUAAUAUUGGUGUCUUCCUCAUCUCCUUUAUAAAGACUGUGCAUCAGAAAGUAAGUUUAGGAAACAGAGUGGGUGAGAAAGUAGUUGCUGUUUGUUUUUUAAAGCAAGCAACAUGUCACCCAAAUAAAUGGAAAUGACCAGAUGAGGGUCAACCACAGCCAAGUCAGUUGCAGUGCAAUUUUCUUAAUAUUGUUCUAGAUACUACCAUGAAUUUCAG